Molecule: messenger RNA, 306 nt
Organism: Pelobates cultripes (western spadefoot toad)
Lineage: Eukaryota; Metazoa; Chordata; Amphibia; Anura; Pelobatidae
Source: the annotation of a GenBank genome assembly
GCUGAGCAGGCACAGGAGAAGGGCCACUUCAACAGCAGGCACCUGGAGCCACACUCAGAGCAGACGCAGCCUAAAAAAGGCAAUCAAUGCCAAACGGACAGCCACAGUAAAGCGCCAAAAGCUACCUCACCCUCAAACAGAGAUUCAGCACGGCCUCAGUUCACCGAGAUCGCCCCCACCGGCACAGCAACAGCCCGCAACCACACCGCACCGAACGAAGAGACACACAAACAUUACUCACCGAAUGGGCCGAAUUCCCUCUGGUCCACAAUGAACAAAACACAGCCCAACGAACUGGGAGGCUAA